CCCACAUCCCUUUUUGGUAUCUCCGGUAGCGAGACAUAAAACAUAAUCCAGAUCCCAGAAGUUCUGUUGGGAGAAAAAUAACAGAAUCCAGGCGAAGUGAAGAACCAACACUUGGCCCAUCCUCUCAUCACUAUCGGAGAUCCAAGUGCGUCACUCCGCUGCAGAAUUAGACAGUUGCCGCAGUCAAUAUCUCCCCCAAAUCACAGAAGAAGCAGAGAAAUGGGGAGGCGGUGGACGGUCGGCGUUUUGAUCGUCGUCCUGGGAAUAGUAAUCGGAAACAAGCAAUUCGGUUCUCGUUUUGGGUGGGACAAAGACGCUGCAUUCCACCUCCUAGCUCAAUGGUCCGAUCGGCUGGGCAUUUGGGCCAUGCCUCUGUACGUUGGGGUUCACACCCUGACCCUCGCUCUCUGCUUGCCCUACGCCGUUUUCUUUGAGGCGGCUGCUUCUCUCCUGUUCGGCUUCUUCCCGGCGCUUCUCUGCGUUUUCUCUGCCAAAAUCUUGGGAGCUUCUCUGUCCUUUUGGAUCGGCAGGCUAGUUUUCCGGAGAUCAAGCUCAGCAGCGGCGUGGGUGCAGAGGAAUAAGUACUUCCAUGUCCUUUCAAGAGGAGUUGAGCGAGACGGUUGGAAAUUUGUCCUUCUGGCGCGCUUCUCACCCGUUCCCUCUUACAUGAUAAACUAUGCUCUAGCUGCCACUGGAGUUGGCUUCUUGGUGGACUUUCUGCUCCCUACAGUGGUUGGGUGCCUGCCUAUGAUUCUGCAGAAUACAUCCAUAGGCAGCCUUGCUGGUGCUGCUGUUGCUUCUGCAUCUGGUUCUCAGAGAUCCAAGGCUUGGUCAUAUUUGUUUCCCUUGCUUGGAAUUGCAUCUAGCAUUAUCAUCUCCUUGAGGAUUAGAAAGUACUCCGCUGAAUUCGCAAAGGUUGCAGGUGAUCCGAGUGGUGUUGCUGACGGUGCCAAUUCUUCAUCCCUACGUGGCAAUCAAGAUGCUUCAGCAGAGGAAGAGCACUGGAAGAAGCAAUCCAUCUACAAACUUCCUGCCUGUGUGACAGAUCUGAACAAGAUAGCAUACAGGCCCCAGGCCGUGUCCUUUGGGCCUUACCAUCACAGCGAGGACCAUCUCCUGCCGAUGGAAGAGCACAAGCAAAGAGCCCUGCUACAUUUCCUGAGGAGGUCCAACAAACCUCUGCAGCUGUUCGUCGAUGCCAUAGCCGAGGUGGUUGCUUCUCUGAAAGAGUCGUAUAACCCUCUGGAGGCACCAUGGACGGACGAGGAAGAUGCCACUGCAACUGCAAGCAGCAGCAAGUUCGUAAGGUUGAUGAUAGUCGAUGGCUGUUUCAUGCUCGAAGUUCUGCGCGUUGCUACUCACACAUUGGACGACUACGCGCAGAGUGACCCCAUCUUCAGCACUCACGGGAGGAUCUACCUCAUGCCGUAUAUCAAGCGUGACAUGAUGAUGCUCGAGAAUCAGCUGCCGAUGCUCCUUCUCGACAAGCUGCUUGCUGUCGAGUGCGGUGACGCCUGCAAGGACGAGGAAUACGUGAACAAGCUCAUACUGAAGUUCUGUCUUCCAAACACCCCUGUGAUCAAUCUAGGCAAGUGCCUGCACGUGGUCGAUGUGUACCGGAAGUGCCUCAUUCAUCAGGACGACGAAGCCUUGGGCAUGAGGAGGAGAAGGCGCCAACGUCCAACACGAGGCAGUGCUUUCUGCGAAGCCGGAGAUGACAUUGUCCGAUCAGCCAUGGAGCUGAACGAAGCUGGAAUCCGGUUCAAGAAGAGCUCCACCGGAAGCCCGAGAGACAUCACGUUCAAAGGCGGAGUCCUCAAGCUUCCGGUGAUCGAGGUGGACGAUUUUACAGAGUCCAUCUACCUGAAUCUGAUAGCCUACGAGCGGUUCCAUGUGGGUGCAGGGAAUGAGGUGACAUCCUACAUCUUUUUCAUGGACAAAAUCAUCGAUGACCAGAGAGAUGUGGCCCUGCUCGUCUCCAAUGGGAUCAUCCAGAACGCACUAGGGAGCGAUAAAGCCGUGGCAAAGCUCUUCAACUCCCUCUCUAGGGACACCGCCCUCGAUCCCGAGAGCAGCCUGGAUGUUGUGCACAAGAGAGUGAAUGCUUACUGCAAGAAGGCUUGGAAUGAGUGGCGUGCCAACCUCAUCCAUACCUACUUCAGGAGCCCUUGGGCUAUCCUCUCCCUUGUUGCCGCUUUCUUCCUCUUCGCCCUCACCAUUGCUUCAACAAUCUACACUAUCUACCCCUACUACUAUCCCAGGGAUGAUUCUGAACCUCCACAAUCCUCCCUGCCGCCUAUGCUUUCUCCAAAAUCCCUCUGAAUUGAUCUCUAGCCACUAGCCCGUUCUGUGUUUCGCUGUGAUUUCCAGGAGCAAGUGCUAUAGCUUGUUUCCAGUACUCCGCAGCCUGAUUGAACCAUGCCUCCACAAUUGCAUAUCUCCUUGCCGAAUUGCCUAGCGAGUGCACACUAUUAGCUCGUCCUUCUGGCUUUGGACAUCGUAUUAUUGGCCCCUACCCAGUCUCUGUUCCUAUUCUUUUUGUUUUUUUGCCCAUUUUUUUUUGGAACGGAAUGCUUUGAAGAAGAGGAAGAAGAAGAAUAAAUCAUAUCCUCCCAUCUCAUCGACAACAUUUUCCCACUCGUGCUUAUUUAUUGGUGUAUUCAUGUUGCUUUCAGUUGUUCAUUUAACUUUCAGUUUCCUUGUGGCAUUGCACUAAAAUCGGGCACAAUCGACCGG
This is a messenger RNA of Linum tenue, 2736 nucleotides long. The record is from the annotation of a GenBank genome assembly. NCBI's taxonomy places the organism in Eukaryota, Viridiplantae, Streptophyta, Magnoliopsida, Malpighiales, Linaceae.